AUGCACGGAUCGUCAGAUGUCGCGGCUGCCCCACUACCCCAGUUCACCUCACCCGAGGCUGAUCUUGUUCUGGUAACCUCAGAUGGACAAGAAUUUCGCGUUUUCAGUCGCUUUCUCAUCGAAACAUCGGGCGUUUUCCGCGAUUUGCUCGAUUUACCGACAAGUCCCAAUAGCAGCGAGCGUGUUAUGACAGUCUCAGAGACGGCAUGCACGCUUAACCUUCUCCUUCAAUAUAUCUAUCCUAUGGCGCAUCCUACACUCACUCGCUCAGCGAUAUUCAAACCGUUUUGCUGGCGGCCGAUAAAUAUGACCCCCACUAUACUUGGCGCAUCGCCCAUCAAGGCUUAUGCGGUAGCCUGUCGGCUAGGUUUACAAGAAGAAGCACUCAAGGCUGCCAAAGAAACAUUCUCUCUCGAUUUUGCGGAGAAAGAUCUGGACGGCGACAGGGACAUUAGGCUUGGUACUCAUGAUGCCUUUACACUGUUCAGAUUUCAACGGAGCCGGGUAGAUGCGGUAAUUAACGUGUUGCUAGCAACACCCAAACCGAUCAAUUGCGAAGGUUGUUCGACCCGCCAUUUCUAUGGUCGCCCUGCCUGGCAAGCAUCAUAUAUCGAGCGAUGUGCGAUGGUACUGCAGCGUACCAGUCUGAUCCAAGCUGAUCGUAUGGGGCUCUUUGAUCUUGAAGUCGUUCUCAAUGUUGCCAAAUUCACGACAUGUGGAUGCGAAAAAUGCAUUGCUAGCGUUACAGGCGACUCGCAACUUGUGGACCGAUGGUUGAAGACCCUGUUAAUCAAGAUGAAAGAGGCUGAAGAUCGGAUAUCCCUCGCUAUUACUCCCGCUCCGUUAGAAAUAGACACAGCCCCUACGUCGACCCGCCAAUCGCCAGAGUUCGCCCUUCGGGUCCUGGCGGCAAUUAGCAUAGGUAAACUAGCGCAGUGGAAACUUGGCCUGAGCAAUUUUCAUGGCGCAUUCAACUAA
This is a messenger RNA of Rhizoctonia solani, 978 nucleotides long. Its product is annotated as The BTB (BR-C, ttk and bab)/POZ (Pox virus and Zinc finger) domain. The transcript is spliced from 5 exons. The record is from RefSeq and is a predicted model, not a curated record. NCBI's taxonomy places the organism in Eukaryota, Fungi, Basidiomycota, Agaricomycetes, Cantharellales, Ceratobasidiaceae. The coding region runs from base 1 to 978 and encodes 325 amino acids. Gene Ontology annotation, molecular function: protein binding.